AUGCUGACAAACCCAGAUACUGACAAACCAUCUAAUUUUGUCUACCCUCUCAUAGACAAACCUGCAAAGUUUGAGUACAAGCUUGUCAAUCAAAAUGGAAAGUUGGUUGAGGUUCCUCUUCACAAAGAAUACCAGAGGUUGUCACUACUUGAACCACAGCAAAAUCGGCACCGACAACGAUUUGCCAUGGAGCAGUCGGAAUCGGGUGACCUCACAAUGACUGAACAUUUCCGAGAAAACUCACGCAAGAGAAAUGCGGGAGACGAUGACUCAGUGGAGCGUGAUAGCAUGGUAUCCUGUGAAGAUAUUACUUCCUCAGAUACAGACUCCAAUACUCAAAUUUCAGCCCUGUCACGGGUACAUUCGUAUCGAACGAAUGGUCUCGUACACCCACCAACGAAAAAGCGAUUGACGUCGGGGUACGACCUGAUAGGUUCAGCAAGUUUUCAAGUGGAGUCACCUGGUAGUAUGGCUACUACAAUAGCGCCCAAUGGGAAUAACAACAUUAGCACGGUGGAUCUUAAUGAUACAGUUCGAGAAGAGCACAGAAACGUGCAAAGUAUCAGUCAUCCUGGUGCUAGUACCAAUGCACCUGAAACGAAUAGUACCAAUAAUCAGAAUGUUACUCCUUUACGUGAUCAACUACGUCGUCCAAAAACGCCAAAUACAAUCAACUCUCCCAGUCAAACCCCAGUUUCAGAUAUGGAGGAAGACCCAAUUCAACAGCUACCAUUACCCUCCCCCAGUGCGUCACCUAUUCAGCUGGAUCAUGAAAACGAUGAUGACGUAGCUUCAGAAACCCCUGGAAGAAUGUCUCGAAGGUUGGAUGUGGAGAUUAUUGAUAAUCACAUGGCAACUGUACCUGGAACACAAGCAGAGUUGAUCAACACGAUUGACCAUUUAUCCCAGUUUCUCACACCGCAAAACCAAAAUCAUUUGAUUUUCCGGUUGUUGCAGAAAACUAACCGUUCGUCAUUAAGUACUUUUAAUGGUUUGCUCAAUGAUUCGUUAAAACGUGACUUGAUUGGUAAUCUACCCGUUGAAAUUGCCAUGAAAGUUUUAUCUUAUCUUGAUGCGGCAACGCUUCUCUCCAUAUCGAAAGUAUCCAAAAAAUGGUUCAAAAUCAUCAACAACACUGCUCUAUGGAAAAACUUGUUGAAGAAAGACAAAUUGAUUACUGAUGAGGCUGUAAUUAAAUAUGAAUUGAAAGAUACAAAACAGUUAGUUGAUGAGUGGUGCACUUUACCUGGCAAUAUUAAUCCCGCACAAGUGUUGUACAAGAAACGAAGAAUGAUUGUUAACAGAUGGUUAGACCCAACAUACAAACCAAAGAGAAUAAGUGUUAAAGGACAUGGUAAUAAAGUGGUUACGUGUUUACAACAUGAUGAGGAAAAAAUCGUCACUGGGGUUGAUGACAAGUACAUCCUUAUAUAUAGCACCCACACUGGUGAGUUGAUGAAAGUCUUGGAAGGACACGAAGGUGGGGUUUGGGCUAUGAAGUAUUACGGAAACACAUUGGUCACUGGCUCGACUGAUCGGUCGGUGCGAAUUUGGAAUAUGGCCACUGGGAAAUGUACGCACGUAUUUCGCGGUCACACGUCUACCAUCAGGUGCCUUGACAUAAUCACACCUUCGGUCAUUGGAAAAGAUUCUCACGGCCAAGACAUUGUUUUCCCAGAGCAUCCACUAUUGGUCACCGGAUCUCGCGAUCACAAUAUACAUGUUUGGAGAUUACCCAUUCUUCCUGAGGACGCGGUUGACGAAGUCACAUUUGAUAGUGGAGAUAGUGAAAACCCAUACUUGAUUGCGGUUUUAACUGGGCAUACCCAGUCCGUCCGCUCUUUAUCAGGUUAUGGAAACAUUAUUAUUUCCGGUUCUUAUGACUCAACCGUACGGGUGUGGGAUUUGCUUGAUAAUGGAAGAUGCAAACACAUAUUGCAAGGUCAUCAAGAUAGAGUUUAUUCAACGGCAAUAGAUUACGAUAGAAAAGUUUGCUUUUCAGGAUCGAUGGAUUCGACGAUAAACAUAUGGAAUUUUGAAACUGGUGAGUUAUUAAAAGUGUUGGAAGGGCAUUCAUCGUUGGUUGGUUUAUUGGCGUUGGUUGAUGGUGUAUUAGUAUCUGCUGCUGCUGAUGCAUCGCUAAGAAUUUGGGACCCUGUAUCAGGCGAGUUGAGAAGUAAAUUGAGAGGUCAUGCCGCUGCGAUAACGUGCUUUGAGCACGAUGGAUUGAAGGUGGUUAGUGGGAGCGAAAAAAUGCUCAAGCUCUGGGACGCGCAACGAGGGGAAUUUGCAAGAAACUUGUUGGAUGAUGUUACAGGUGGUAUUUGGCAAGUGCGGAUUGAUUACAAGAGAUGUGUUGCGGCUGUACAAAGAGUCAACAGUGCCGAUGAAGGUGAAACAUUUAUUGAGAUUUUAGACUUUAGUGAACUUCCAAAGUUCAAAAGUUGA
Messenger RNA from Lodderomyces parapsilosis, 2448 nucleotides. It is a transcript of the gene CDC4, whose product is annotated as SCF ubiquitin ligase complex subunit. NCBI's taxonomy places the organism in Eukaryota, Fungi, Ascomycota, Pichiomycetes, Serinales, Debaryomycetaceae. The record is from RefSeq and is a predicted model, not a curated record. Gene Ontology annotation, molecular function: protein binding. Bases 1 to 2448 code for a protein of 815 amino acids. The transcript has a single exon.